Molecule: messenger RNA, 1353 nt
Organism: Closterium sp. Naga37s-1
Lineage: Eukaryota; Viridiplantae; Streptophyta; Zygnematophyceae; Desmidiales; Closteriaceae
Source: the annotation of a GenBank genome assembly
AUGGUGGCGGAGAGGGUGGCGGAACGGGUGGCGGAACGGGUGGCGGAACGGUUGGCGGAACGGGACUCUCUGAACCCACUGGCGCGGAACCUGGUGUCUGGCGGGGGAGGGGGAACGGGAGUGGGAGGGGGAAUGGGAGCGGGAGGUGGAGUGGGCGGGGGAGGGGCGGAAAGUGGAACACUUGGCAGAGGAAUGGGGAUGGGGGCGGGGGAGAGGGGGAGGGGGAGAGAUUCGAGGCACGGGAGGGAGCGGAGCGAGGGGAAGAGGGCGGAGGAAGGGGAGGAGAAGGAGGAUAUGGAAGGGGAAAACGGUGGGGGAGAGGGGGAGGAAGGGGAAUGGGAGGGGGAGGAAGGGGAAGGGGAGGGGGAGGAAGGGGAGGGGGAGGGGGUUCAGGGGGGACUUCCUCUCACUUCUCUCCCUCCAUUUGGCUUCCCCGAAAUAUCUGGUGCAAGUGAGGAGGUAGCGGCAGCAGGAUUGGACCUUUUUGCUAGUGUGCUCGCACAGGUGCGUUCAGGUGAUAGGCCAGGUGGGUUCAGUGUGCUACUUGCACUUCCUCUCCCUCCAUGCAAGCCCUCUCUCACUGCCGCCACUCCCACCCGUGUCUUCUCUCCCGCCUCUCUCCCCCUCCUUCGGCAGGCCAUCGACAGCCCGGCAGUGGGCUAUUCGCACUUCCUCUCCCUCCCGCUCGCCUCGCACCGCCCGCUGGUGGCUCGCCUGCACGACUUCCGCUCCUCCGUGCUGCAAUCUGUGGGCUUUCCAUUGACACAGGGGCAGCUCACAGCGGCAGCUGAGGCUGCUGCUGCUGGUAGCACUGAUGAUGAUGCUGGAGGCGUGCACCCGUCCAUCUUCAUCAGCCCCACCACCUUCCACCUCACUGUUCAGAUGCUCAAGCUCUGGUCGCCCCAUCCCACUGGGGGAGUGCACCCGUCCAUCUUCAUCAGCCCCACCACCUUCCAUCUCACCGUGCAUAUGCUCAAGCUCUGGUCGCCGCUCCGCGUGCAAGCGGCUGCUAACGCCCUGCAGGCGGCCAUGCCGAGAGUGCAGGAAGUGUUGGGCGACUCUCCUCUGGUCAUUCGCCUUGUCGGCCUUAAGUGCAUGAAGGGGCAUCCAUCCAAGGCGCAUGUGCUGUAUGCUGACAUGCAGGAGGUCGAUGGGGGGAACCGGCUGCCUGCCCUCUGUGAGGUGCUGAGGGCGGCGUGCAGGGAGGCAGGGCUGGUCACACCUAGAGACUGCCGCCAGCCUCUCAAGCUACACGCCACCAUCAUGAACACGAGCCACAGGAAAGGGACAGCAGGAGGUGAGGUGAUGGCUGGUGUGUGCACACCAGGUGGCCAAUAUGGACCCCCAUCAUGA